Messenger RNA from Penicillium paradoxum, 4239 nucleotides. Its product is annotated as Mtc5p. Lineage: Eukaryota; Fungi; Ascomycota; Eurotiomycetes; Eurotiales; Aspergillaceae. The transcript is spliced from 2 exons. Gene Ontology annotation, molecular function: protein binding. Bases 1 to 4239 code for a protein of 1412 amino acids. The record is from RefSeq and is a predicted model, not a curated record.
AUGUCGAGCUCAAUGGAACCGAGGCCUCUCACAUCGGCUAUGGAGAGCCCAACAUUUGAUGAGAAUAGCUCCUUCCAUGUAGAACAACCGGUGGGAGCCAUGUCAAUAUCUCCCUGUGGGCGGGAUGUUGUUCUAGCAUCCAAGGAAGGUCUCCAUGUCAUUGACCUGGAUUCACCAUAUUCUCCGCCACGGUAUCUCCCUCAUCACACGCCAUGGGAGGUGGCCGAUGUACAAUGGUCACCAUUUGCUGCACGCGAUCAAUGGGUUGUCAGCACAUCCAAUCAGAAAGCACUGGUCUGGAACUUGGCUAUGAAGACAUGGCAGAAUUCCAUUGAAAUUGUACUUCACGCCCAUUCGCGAGCAAUCACGGACAUCAACUUUUCGGCGUUUCAUCCAGAUAUUCUUGCUACCUGCUCAGUGGACAGCUUUGUGCACUGCUGGGAUUUGCGUGCUCCGUCACGGCCAGCCGUCUCAUUCUCGGAUUGGUUCACUGGUGCGACCCAAGUGAAAUGGAACCGACAAGAUCCUCACGUAAUCGCAAGCUCUCACGACCGAUUCCUACGGAUCUGGGAUGAUCGUAUGGGUGCAUACCCGAUCAAAUCGAUCGAAGCACAUAGCACCAAAAUCUAUGGUGUUGACUGGAAUCGUGUUCGACGCGGUGCGCUAGUCACAUGUUCUUUAGACAAAACCGUCAAGUUCUGGGACUAUACCACUGAUUCAGCAGAAAUCCCGGAGAAGCAGAUUCACACACCAUUUCCAGUGUGGCGGGCACGCAACACGCCAUUUGGAUGGGGUGUGCUUGCAAUGCCACAGAGAGGCAACAAUGAUCUUCAUCUCUACAGCCGGCGAAUGGCAGACGGAUCAAACCCCGAGGAUGACUUACCAUUGGUACAUAGUUUCCCGGGACAUAAGGGAGAAGUCAAAGAGUUCCUGUGGAGACCACGCGGAGGCGUAGCAGAUGGGAUAGAUCACCGCGAAUACCAACUUGUGACGUGGGGGACAGACAGGGAACUUCGUCUGCACAAAGUUGACCCUGAGAUCUUAGAGCGCGUCGGGUACGAAAAGGGAAAGUCCUUUAUUUCCACGCGAACUGUGACGCGGCUUGGUGCUGUGUAUCGCAGUUUCCGUGACGUGAACUCGGAUUUUGAUCUCGAUGAUAUUGACGUGGCCUCCUCGGUUGGGAAUCAGAACCAAAAUACCUCGGGAGGUACUGGGAUGAAUGCAAUUACUGUCCCACACGCUCGUGGUUGGAUAAAAGGAGGCCAUGUUGAUCGAGUGGGCAUGCAACCAAGGUCAAAUCUAAGAGCUGACACGAAUCCAAUUGCUUGGAUGCGGGGUGUGAAGAUCUCAGGCUGGGAUAUUGAGACACUAGGAGACGAAAUCAGCCACGUCGGUGAAAAGUUCACAAAGGUGGCAUUUGAAUCAGUUGAUGUUCGGCAAAGAAGAAUCUCCAUUUCUCUCAAUGGGCCCUGGGGUGCUGAUGGUGCCUCAUUGUUCUUGAAAGUGGAUAUCAAAUUUCCAACAAGCUAUCCUAAGACUGCCAUCCCAACAUUCACAUUUCAGAAGACAGCAGCUGUCACCGAUGAGUGGGCUGCAAAGACUACCGCUGAAUUGCGAACAAUUGCUGAGACCUAUAUGUCACGAAAUCGAGGGUGCCUAGAAGGUGCUGUGCGUUAUCUUCUAGGCGAAUGCAGCCUGGAGGAAAGCAUCGCGUGGAUCUUGGAUGAAACGAGCGACAACCUCAAGUCCCCCAUCAGCGGUGAAUUGGGAGCUGAAUCUAGUGACGAGGAUGAAGUUGGCAUGACCCAGAGUCAAGAACUGGGGAUGAGCUCUGAGCUACUUCGCACUGUCAAUGCCAAUGUCAUGGUGCCUGUGGCCAAAGUGUGCGGAGCACUUUGGGCUAAUGAUGGCCGCCUCAUAUGCUUCUUCCCACCGAAACCCAAGAAAGAUAAAUCGGCCGAACUUUUUGAAAACAUGGGUUUCAAAGAAAUGACUCGAUGGUCUAGAGGAGACAAAGUUUUUGAAGGUUUCGGUCGACUAAAUACCAGCUCACCUGGCCCACGCGGGAUAGGGACGAUAACUAGCACAGAUGACGGUGCCUCCAGUGAUUCAGAUGAAUCAUACUCAAGCACCUCAAGUUCUUCGGGCUCAUCUGACGUUCUUUCUGGGCUACCGACACGUUUCCCAGCACCACAAACAUGGCGCAGCGUCGGGAGUUAUGGCAUUCACCGGCCGCGAUCGGCCGAUAACUCUCAACGGUCAACAGGAGGUGGAGCCACAGUCAAAUCAGAGGCACCCCAAAAUAUCGUAUCUAUUCAUAAUCUGAGUGAUAUGCUACCCGUCAAACGUGAGUUGGCUAGUCAAUAUCGCAUCUGCGGUAAAGGAACAGAUGUGUGCGCACAUAAUGCGGCUGUUGCUCUUGACGCUGGCUGCUACGAAUUGGCCCAAAUUUGGGGUCUGAUAAAGUUGAUAUUGCAUGUUCGAAAACAUCCUGGUACUUUGCCGGAUUCAGGGUUGCUGCAAAGGCGUGUGCACAAGAAAGGAGGCGUGACUGAUGGUCUGGGACAUGAUGGUCUGUAUAGAGACUUAACGGGUAGUAUUAUUCGCUGGGGAGAUCAUCCCCUUGGUAGUCAUUGGCUUGUACCCGCUCUAUUUGAACAUUUCGAGCGCAUUGGCGAUGUGCAAAUGGUCGCAAUGCUCUCAUGCGUGCUUCUGGAAGCCCAUCAAGAUGGAGCCUCGGAGAACCAGCAAGCCAAGAACAAGUUCGGACAACAAGACUUCUCGUUGGACUUCAACUCAAUUUCAUCGACGGUUCGACCCAAGCUACCCGUUGUGACACCGGCUUCAUCUGUCCCUAAAGAGAUCCAGUCAUUAUCUGGUCCUCAGACUUCAACCCGUUCGUCUGGUGAAAUGUUACGUCUCGAUUCUACGCCUCCAUAUUCCACAGGCACCACACCUCCAUUUAUGACCCGCCCACGAGGCAUCACUGCUGAUCGAAAGACUCUGAGCCACACUGUCUCCAUAGCUGCAUCGCCCGAUCAGCAAUCGCAGCCACGGAGUGGAUCCGGGUUUGGAUCGGUGUUGGCAUCUUCAUUGUCUCGUUCAUUCACCUUUGGACCAUCAUCUGCGUCACCACCAACAACCAGGAUGUCCAGGAAAAAGGCGAUAUCCCAGGAUAGUACGGUUGCAGGAACUAGCCAAGUGUCACAGGCUCAAUCAGAUACUGAAAGCGACCAAGCACCCAAACCUACACCACCACCCGCAAGAUUCAGGGUCACAUAUAAGAACCAAGCUGCAUUUGAAAGUGAAGGACCCGCGCAAGACUCAUUCCUUGACCGAGACAAGGAGUUGUUAUAUCGGUCGUACCGCGCCGCUUAUGCCAAUCUUUUGUCGAUAUGGGAUCUCCCCGUUCAACAAAGUGAGGUAAUGAAGAUUGGAGCAGUGACGGAUCGAAUGGACGACUUGAAUACAAGUCAAUACUGGAACAGCGCCAGCUCCAAAGAAAAUCCCUUGAAAGACCCGCAGCCGGAACCAAAUCUUCAAGCUCUUGACUUCCAGCGCCAUUGUGCUAGCUGUGGUCAUGCAUUGCAGCUCUCCAUCUUCAAUAAACAACCUACUGUUCCUGAUACCCCCUCCAAGCGCCACCUGCGCAAGCCAUCGGGUCGCCGAUGCUCUAAUUGCAAGCCUCGACAACCACUACCAACCAAACUGCCCUGCGUCAUCUGCGGCGAGGUAGUCGACGGCAUGCUGAUCCCCUGUCUGAGCUGCGGACACGUGAGCUGUUUCGACUGCCACCGACGCUGGUUCCUCCGACCAAGCGACAAAUUCGACAGUCCAUUCGACUUCCCAGACCAGACUAAGUCCCUCCCAACCUGUCCUACAGGAUGCGGUUGCCAAUGCUCUGAGCAUAUCACCGUCGAUGUCCCCAUGCCUCCAAGGGAACCUCUCUCCCCCGGCACCAAAGAGCAUGCACCCAUCGCGCAUCCCAACCUUGUACAGACGAAACACUCCCAUCGUCGACAAUCUGAGCCAGUUGUCUUGAACCCAACCUCAAAGGAGGUACAACAUCCCAAGGAAGCUGGCCCGCUUGAACACGACUUGGAUGUGUGGCAGGAUUCAUCUCCGUUUGCCUCUUUGGCGCGGGGUCUCGGCGGCGGACUGAGUCGUGGUUUGCGGCCUAAGGAGGAUAGGAAGAAGAAUAAGACUGUUGUCAUUGCAUCGAAUGCAAAGAACUCUUGA